GUUUGUUUGCCAAAUCUCGCGAGAGCGUCUUAGUAGCAGGGACAACAUCACUUUUGCCUUUUAGGGGAAAAUGUGAAACCAGGACGCAUUGGACUGAUCCUUUGAAUUCCAUGUAUAUGAUGUUUUGUAUAGGCUAUAUGAUAUUAAUGCGAGAAUAUUUUACAUUUAAAAGGUAAGAGUUAUUUUGGUGUAUGUAAGUGUUCAAAUAUCUGCGCUUGCUAGCUAACGUUAGACAGCUAGCUAGCUAGUUUACUGGUAGUUCCUCUGCAUACAUAGCGUGUUGUAGCUAACGUAACUAGUGAUUGAUUAUUGAUCAAUACCCCGAACUAAUGCAGCUAGCUAGCUAACUUGAAAUUAAACUAGCUAGGUUUUGUCCAGUUAACGUUAGUUAGCUAGCCAACUGUUAGCACAUCAUGACAUGUUUGCUCAGGUUAGCCACUGCACCUAUGUGAAGCUAGCCACAGUAAUGUUUAGCCACGAUAGUGGAAUUUGCUGAAUGCCUUCAAAAUAAAAGUUCCCCUUUGAAAGUGAUGCAAACGGAUACAAAUAGUGGAAACAUGACAUAUGUGGACUAGAUAGAUAAUGCUAAACAAGGUCGAAAUGUUGUAUAAAUUAAACAAAAUACAAUUAUUAGUUGAUUUGAUCAAAGAAAGAAAAUGGUUGAAAUCGCACUGUGGAUGUGUUAGACUUCAGAUUUGCAUUGGGGGCAUACUAACAUGCACUGUACAGCCUUACCUCAUUUCGUGGACCCAAGAUCCAUAGGUAAGGUUGUACUUUGCAAUAUGAAUGUCAUAUGCACAAUAGGCUAGUGAGGUGAUUUCCCACAGUUAAAGUUCACUAAUGUGAGCUACGAUGCUAAUAUUUGUGUAAACUCUUAAGAAUUGUAAUCUGUGAGUCACUGAGUAGACUGAUACCACAUUUCAUGGUCCAAGAUCCAUAGGUAUCAGCCUACUCGUUGACACCCACAGAUUACAAUUCUGUCAAGUGUUCCACAGGGAUGCUGGCCCAUGUGGGCUCCAAUGCUUCCCACGGUUGUAUCAAGUUGGCUGGAAGUCCUUUGGGUGGUGCACCAUUCUUGAUACACACAGGAAACUGUUGAGUGUGAAAAACCCAGUAUCGUUGCAGUUCUUGACACACUCAAACCGGUGUGCCUGGCACCUACUACCAUACCCCGUUCAAAGGCACUUAAAUAUUUUGUCUUGCCCAUUCACCCUCUGAAUGGCACACAUACACAAUCCAUGUCUCAAGGCUUAAAUAGCCUUCUUUAACCUGUGUCCUCCCCUUCAUCUACACUGAUUGAAGUGGAUUUAACAAGUGACAUCAAUAAGGGAUCAUAGCUUUCACCUGGAUUCACCUGGUCAGUCUGUCAUGGAAAGAGCCGGUGUUCCUAAUGUUUUGUACACUCAGUACCUAUAGAAUAUCUACAUACACCCCCUUGAACUUUUUUCACAUUUUGUUGCAUUACAAAGUGGGAUUUAAAUAUUUAAUUGUAAUUUUUUGUAAUUGAUCUACACAAAAUACUCUACACAAAUUCUACACAUUUUUACAAAUUUAUAAAAUGUUUAUAACUAAAAUAUAGUUGUUGCAUAAGUAUUCACCACCUUUGUUUAGGCAAAACUAAAUUAGUUCAGAAGUAACAUUUGGCUUAACAAAUCACACAAUAAGUUAUAUGGACUCACUCAGUGUGAAAUAAUAGGGGUUGACAUGAUAAGGAAGGGCAGUGAUGGGUAACAAUAACAAAUCAGACAUUGAAUAUAUCUUUAAGCAUGGUCAAGUUAAUAAUUAUGCUAUGGAUGAUAUACUAAACCAUCCAGACACAUCAUAGACUAAGUUGUUGUUCUGAACUGAGCUGCAUAACAGGAAGGAAACUGCUUAGGGAUGUCACCAUGAGGCCAUUAGUGAUUUUAAAACAGGCACAGAGUUCAAUGGCUGUGAUCGGAGAAAACUGAGGAUGGAUCAACAACAUUGUAGUGACUCUACAAUAAUGACCUAAAUGGCAGCGUAAAAAUAAUUAAAUAUAAUGAAUAAAAAUAUUCCAAAACAUGUACAGUGGGGAGAACAAGUAUUUGAUACACUGCCGAUUUUCCAGGUUUUUCUGCUUACAAAGCAUGUAGAGGUCUGUCAUUUUUAUCAUAGGUACACUUCAACUGUGAGAGACGGAAUCUAAAACAAAAAUCCAGAAAAUCACAUUGUAUGAUUUUUAAGUAAUUAAUUUGCAUUUUAUUGCAUGACAUAAGUAUUUGAUACAUCAGAAAAGCAGAACUUAAUAUUUGGUACAGAAACCUUUGUCUGCAAUUACAGAGAUCAUACGUUUCCUGUAGGUCUUGACCAGGUUUGCACACACUGCAGCAGGGAUUUUGGCCCACUCCUCCAUACAGACCUUCUCCAGAUCCUUCAGGUUUCGGGGCUGUCGCUGGGCAAUACGGACUUUCAGCUCCCUCCAAAGAUUUUAUAUUGGGUUCAGGUCUGGAGACUGGCUAGGCCACUCCAGGACCUUGAGAUGCUUCUUACGGAGCCACUCCUUAGUUGCCCUGGCUGUGUGUUUCGGGUCGUUGUCAUGCUGGAAGACCCAGCCACGACCCAUCUUCAGUGCUCUUACUGAGGGAAGGAGGUUGUUGGCCAAGAUCUCGCAAUACAUGGCCCCAUCCAUCCUCCCCUCAAUAUGGUGCAGUCGUCCUGUCCCCUUUGCAGAAAAGCAUCCCCAAAGAAAUGUUUCCACCUCCAUGCUUCAUGGUUGGGAUGGUGUUCUUGGGGUUGUACUCAUCCUCCUCCUUCCUCCAAACACGGCGAGUGGAGUUUAGACCAAAAAGCUCUAUUUUUGUCUCAUCAGACCACAUGACCUUCUCCCAUUCCUCCUCUGGAUCAUCCAGAUGGUCAUUGGCAAACUUCAGACGGGCCUGGACAUGCGUUGGCUUGAGCAGGGGGACCUUGCGUGCGCUGCAGGAUUUUAAUCCAUGACGGCGUAGUGUGUUACUAAUGGUUUUCUUUGAGACUGUGGUCCCAGCUCUCUUCAGGUCAUUGACCAGGUCCUGCCGUGUAGUUCUGGGCUGAUCCCUCACCUUCCUCAUGAUCAUUGAUGCCCCACGAGGUGAGAUCUUGCAUGGAGCCCCAGACCGAGGGUGAUUGACCGUCAUCUUGAACUUCUUCCAUUUUCUAAUAAUUGCGCCAACAGUUGUUGCCUUCUCACCAAGCUGCUUGCCUAUUGUCCUGUAGCCCAUCCCAGCCUUGUGCAGGUCUACAAUUUUAUCCCUGAUGUCCUUACACAGCUCUCUGGUCUUGGCCAUUGUGGAGAGGUUGGAGUCUGUUUGAUUGAGUGUGUGGACAGGUGUCUUUUAUACAGGUAACGAGUUCAAACAGGUGCAGUUAAUACAGGUAAUGAGUGGAGAACAGGAGGGCUUCUUAAAGAAAAACUAACAGGUCUGUGAGAGCCGGAAUUCUUACUGGUUGGUAGGUGAUCAAAUACUUAGAUCAUGCAAUAAAAUGCAAAUUAAUUACUUAAAAAUCAUACAAUGUGAUUUUCUGGAUUUUUGUUUUAGAUUCCGUCUCUCACAGUUGAAGUGUACCUAUGAUAAAAAAAUUACAGACCUCUACAUGCUUUGUAAGUAGGAAAACCUGCAAAAUCGGCAGUGUAUCAAAUACUUGUUCUCCCCACUGUAUGUAUCAAGGCACUAAAGUAAUACUGCAAAAAAAACUACAUCAUGGUAUGGGUAUGCUUGCCAUUGGCAAAGACUGGGGAGUUUUUCAAGAUGAAAAUAAAUGGGAUGGAGGUAAGCACAGGCAAAAUCCUAGAGGAAAACCUGCUUGUCUGCUUUACACCAGACACUGGGAGGGGAAUUCACCUUUCAGCAGGACAAUAAGCCAAAUCUGCACUGGAGUUGCUUACCAAGAAGAAGUGAAUGUUCCUGAAUGGCCAAGUUACAGUUUUGACCUAAAUCUGCUCGAAAAUCUAUGGCAAGACUUGAAAAUUGCUGUCUUACCAUGAUCCCCCAACACCUUGACAGAGCUUGAAGAAUUUUGAAAAGAAUAAUGGGGAAAUAUUGCACAAUACAGGUGUGCAAAGCUCUUAUGAGACGUACCCAAGAAGACUCAUAGCUGUAAUCAAUGCCAAAGGAGUUUCUAACAUGUAUUGACUCAGGGGGGUGAAUACUUAUCUAAUGAAGGUAUAUUAGUGUUAACAUUUUCAUAAAUUCAAAAAAAAUUUUUUAAAGAUUCUUCUUCCACUUUGACAUUAGAGUAUUUUGUGUAAAUCGUUGACAAAAAAAGGACAAAUCCAUUUUAAUCCCACUUUGUAACACAAAAUGUGAAGAAAUCCAAGGGGGGUGCAGACUUUAUAAGUAUGCCCCAAUUACAAUUCUGAAGUCUAAUACAGCCACAGUGCGAUUUCAACUGAUUGUUACUUUAUUUCGUCAAAUGAACAAAUGAUUGUCUUUUGUAGAAUUUAUAUAACAAAAUGUGGAACUUGUUUAGCAUUAUCUAGUCCAAAUAUGGCUUGAUUCCGUUCUUUGUAUCCGUUUGCGUCGCUUUCGAUGGGGGACUUUUAUUUUGAAGGCAAACUGCAAAUUCCACUAUUGUGGCUAAUCCUUAUUGUGGCCCGCCUCACGUAUGUAGCCACUGCCUGGCUAGCUAUAUAUAGAUUUAUUUAUUUUUAUUAUUUUUUUACAAGCAUUCCAAACCAUCUCUGCAAUUUACUAGCUAGCUACCUAGCUGGGAUUGGUGACUAGUUAACUUACUGCUGGCUAUGUUGUGAUCACAUUAGUUGGCUUGGGUGCCAGUGUCAACAUGGUUAGCUAGCUAGUUAGCCACCAUUAGCUAGCUCGUAUUAUUCGGGAUCAUCAUAACAUUAGCUGGCGAGCAGUUGUCAAGAGUUGGAAUGCGAAGGGGAAUUGAGUUUUUGUUUCGUAUUCACUGAAUGUAUAACUAUCAUUUAUGUUAAUAGUUACAGCUAGUUUUGCUCUCCUGAAUCAACCCGGUGAAUUAAUAUCUAACUCUACUCCCUUCGUCAUGUUAGAUUAUGAAUGGUGAAGAAUCCGGGCUGGAUGUCUCUGUGCACGGGUGAUGGCAGCACGUCCACAGUCAUAUGAUAGCAACUCCAGUGACACUGACAACUGGGAACGAAAAACAACCAACCGACCUCGCAAGCUCUGCAAGCACUCGAGGUGAGGCAAUUACUUUGUAUUUGAUACUGUGUAAGGUCAGAAAGAAGUGACAAACCAAGAUAGUUGGCAUUUCUGUAGAGCCAUUUCACAUACACUAUCAUGUGUAUAGAGCUAUAGGUAUUAUAGGCUAGACAGAUGUUUUUCAGCAUAGUCACACACUGAUGUGCAUUUUUGUAAAAAUAAAUAAUAUUAUUUUAAAAAUAUUUUCUUACUUUAAAAUAAAAAAUAAAUCUCUGCAUUGUUGGUUAAGUGCUUGUAAGUAAGCAUUUCACGGUAAGGUCUACACCUAUUGUAUUCGGCGCAUGUGACAAAUACAAUUUGAUUUCAUCAUGUUGACAUUGUCCAUUGUGAUUUCCAAUGAAGGCCUGGUUACUCUUGAGCCCAACAUCAUAAAAAGCUACUGUUUUUAUCAUGACUGUAAAUUCAGUUGGGCUGGCAUAACGCUCCCAGUAGUAAUUAUUUGUAAAGUCCACUGUCAUGACAGCAUGGCAGCGCUAUGUACACUUCAUAACUAAAAGUUGAAGUGAAGUGUUUGCUAAUGGUCUAUGCCCUUUACUGGCUGUUGUUUUGGCGAACAGAAAGUCUGGAAUUUCUUGGGUCGUUGUAGUUGUUAUUUAAGAGCCCCUAGAGAGACUAGCUACCUAACUUGCAAAGCAAAUUCUUGCAAAAACAGUCCUUAUUUCUAUGCUGGCUUCUAUGCUGUCUGUCUUUCUAAAUAUCGACUUUCCACAGUAUAGAUGCAUUCUUACUCAUUGCAUUGAGUGUGUGACUACAUUGUUUCUUUAGCUCCAGGCAGUGUGUCAGGUCAGGGCGGUGUUAUAAUUACCUCUAGAGGUAAAUACUGGUUCUAGUAAAGCUCUAGCCCCGGACCAUACUGUCACUGCUGACAGAGGUCCUGAGUGUCUCUACGAUUACAGCAGACACCUGCAAUCUGUAAUAAUACAUUAGGGGAAGAAGGACAACAGAGGGAGAGUGUGUGUUGUCUGUGUAGAGUUUAACUGCAAUUAGUAUUUAGUGUGCUUUCUGCUCUGGCCAGCGCUCAGUCGCGUGCAUCUCGACUGGAGGCAGACCUGGUGAAGAUGAGCCUGCAUGGCGCUAGCGGGGGCUGUGACCGCUCACGCGACCGCCGCCGCUCCAUCGACCGCUCCCGGGACUCAUCGCACGAGAGGGGAGAGGGCCAGCUCACCCCCUGCAUCAGAAAUGUCACCUCGCCCACCCGCCAGCACAACAGUGGUGAGUAGAACAUACUGAGAACACUUUCACACAGUCUCCUAAAAUAAGAUUUAUAAGGGAACAUGUUGUAUUCUAAUGUUGAUAUGUAAUAGGAGUAGUCUGUGAAAAAAGUCAGUCGUCAUUAUGCCAGUGAGUGAUUUGUGCCUCUCUCCCUCCACCUCCAGACCGUGAGCGGGACGGUGGCUCCAGGCCCAGCAGCCCCCGUCCUCAGAGGAUUUCCCCCAGCGGCUCCAGUAGCAGCGGGGUGGUCAGCAGCCGUAACAGCAGCCUGUCCAGCACUGAGGGCUGCUUUAAGAGCCUGGGGGUGGGAGAGAUGGUGUUUGUCUAUGAGAAUAGCAAGGAGGGACUGGGCACGGGCCUGUGUACCCGCAGCAUCCGGACCUCAGGCUCCGAGAGGGUCACUCUUAUUGUAGAUAACACACGCUUCGUGGUGGACCCUUCAAUCUUCACAGCACAGCCCAACACCAUGUUGGGCAGGUAGGGCUGACCUCAUUGUUCUACUUUGUUAUGAUAAAAUCAUCAAUCCGUAUCAAUUUUUGUUUUACCAGUAUGAUUAUAUGAGGAGGAAGUCCCCUCCAUGGGUUCUUUCCUUUAGCUUUUUAUUGUAUGAAUGCUGAACAACACUGAAAUGUGACCCCUUGGAAAUGUGACCUGUUUUGUGGUUUCUUGCAGAAUGUUUGGAUCUGGAAGGGAACACAAUUUCACACGGCCCAAUGAAAAAGGAGAGUAUGAGGUCGCCGAGGGCAUCAGCUCUACAGUGUUCCGAGCCAUCCUGGUCAGUCAAUAGCACUGUAUUACCAAGUAUAACAUUCCCUUUUACUAGCUUGGUCAAUUAUUGACUGUUUUUACUUUUGUAAAAAUAAUUCCUUGAUCAAGGGUAGCUGUUGCUAACCUUUGCUCUUCUGAGCCACAAGGGGAGGGGGAGCCUGCUACUCAUAGUAAUCCUGAAUUGAUGAACUUAUUUGUUGAUUGUCUGAAACUUUGUAGCUUAAUUAUAAAGACACCAAAAACAUUUACUUAAGGCUAUAGAGUCGACCUCGGACUGUUAUUAAAGAGUAGAAUAGAGUAGAUGCCAUGAGUUGUCCACAGAGGCUUUGAGUGUCCUGAGAACAAGUACAAGAAUCAAUACCACUGGUUGUAGGCUGCUGAUGUGAAAAUGCUGCUGAUGUGAAUACGGAAGAUGAGAUUGAUUCAAAUGUGGGCUGUUGUUGACAAACAGGGAUCACUCUGGCCUCAGAGGCACAGCACUUGUUUUGAAAGAUGCAACUUUUUAUUUUUACAUUUGCAAAGCUAUAUUCAUGCCCAGCUCAACUGGCAGUAAACUGGUAUCUGCACUUAGGGGAGAUGGCGUUGGCCAUUUUGACCAUUUUAGGAAGGGGGGGGGGGGCUGAUGUCUGUGAGUGAGGCAGUCUCUGUAAUGGCUGCCUUUGUGUUUUCUCUGUUCACUCUCUUAACUGGCAGGAUUACUACAAAUCUGGGAUAAUCCGUUGCCCCGAUGGAAUCUCCAUCCCUGAGCUGAGGGAGGCAUGUGACUAUCUGUGCAUCACCUUCGACUACAGCACCAUCAAGUGCAGAGACCUCAGUGAGUAUACCCCCUUUUUACCCUACUUGACCUGGUUGGCUCCGUGAACAUAAAUCAUGAGCCCUGGGUUUUCAUAUCCCUUGCCUUAUUAGUGGUUAAUCAGGUUUCUAUUCGACUGAUGAAGAUGUUCUGGGAAGUUAGUGUGUUGGUUUGCGUCUCUGAACUGCUGUCUCCUGACUGACCCAGGUGCCCUCAUGCAUGAGCUGUCUAACGACGGUGCACGGCGUCAGUUUGAGUUCUACCUGGAGGAGAUGGUUGUACCUCUGAUGGUGGCCAGCGCCCAGAGUGGGGAGAGAGAAUGCCACAUCGUAGUGCUCACUGAUGAUGACGUAGUGGACUGGGACGAAGAGUACCCACCACAGAUGGGAGAAGAGUACUCACAGAGUGAGCGAAUACACACACACUCUCCACCCACCCUAUGACCUAGAUAUUUUGUGUGUAUGUAUUGAUAUCUAGGUAUGUAUGUAUUGAUAUCUAGGCUACGUGUGCUGUUUUUAAAUGUACACUACCAGUCAAAAGUUUGGACACACCUACUCAUUCAAGGGUUUUUCUUUAUUUUUACUAUUUUUUACAUUGUAGAAUAAUAGUGAAGACAUCAAAACUAUGAAAAACACAUAUGGAAUCAUGUAGUAACCAAAAAGUGUUAAACAAAUCAAAAUAUUUAAUAUUUGAGAUUCUUCAAAUUAGCCACCCUUUGCCUUGAUGAAAGCUUUGCACACUCUUGGCAUUCUCUCAACCAGCUUCAUGAAAUAGUCACCUGGAAUGCAUUUAAAUUAACAGGUGUGCCUUCUUAAAAGUUAAUUUGUGGAAUUUCUUUCCUUCUUAAUGCGUUUGAGCCAAUCAGUUGUGUUGUGACAAGGUAGGGGGGGUAUACAGAAGAUAGCCCUAUUUGGUAAAAGACCAAGUCCAUAUUAUGACAAGAACAGCUCAAAUAAGCAAAGAGAAACGACAGUCCAUCAUUACUUUAGGACAUGAAGGUCAGUCAAUAUGGAACAUUUCAAGAACAUUUUCUUGAAAUGCAGUCGCAAAAACCAUCAAGCGCUAUGAUGAAACUGGCUCUCAUGAGGACCGCCACAGGAAUGGAAGACCCAGAGUUACCUCUGCUGCAGAGGAUAAAUUCAUUAGAGUUACCAGCCUUAGAAAUUGCAGCCCAAAUAAAUGCUUCACAGUAUUCAAGUAACAGACACAUCUCAACCUCAACUGUUCAGAGGAGACCGUGUGAAUCAUGCCUUCAUUACAUUUACAAUUUAGUCUCUUAUCCAGAGCUAAUUUUUUUUCAUGAUCGAAUUGCUGCAAAGAAACCACUACUAAAGGACACCAAUAAGAAGAAGAGACUUGCUUGGGCCAAGAAACACGAGCAAUGGACAUUAGACCGGUGGAAAUGUGUCCUUUUGGUUUGGUCUCCAAAUUGGAGAUUUUUUGUUCCAACCGCCGUGGCUUUGUGAGACGCGGUGUGGGUAAAUGGAUGAUCUCUGCAUGUGUAUUUCCCACCGUAAAACAUGGAGGAGUUAUGGUGUGGGGGUGCUUUGCUGGUGACACUGUCUGUGAUUUAUUUAGAAUUCAUGGCACACUUAACCAGCAUGGCUACCACAGCAUUCUGCAGUGGUACGCCAUCCCAUCUGGUUUGGGCUUAGUGGGACUAUCAUUUGUUUUUCAACAGGACAAUGACCCAACACACCUCCAGGCUGUGUAAGGGCUAUUUGACCAAUAAUGAGAGUGAUGGAGUGCUGCAUCAGAUGACCUGGCCUCCACAAUCCCCCAACCUCAACCCAAUUGAGAUGGUUUGGGAUGAGACGGACCGCAGAGUGAAGGAAAAGCAGCCAACAAGUGCUCAGCAUAUGUGGGAACACCUUCAAGACUGUUGGAAAAGCAUUCCAGUUGAAGCCGGUUGAGGGAAUGCCAAGAGUGUGCAAAGCUGUCAUCAGGCAAAGGGUGGCUAUUUGAAGAAUCUCAAAUAUUUUAAGUUUUUUACAUUUUAGUCAUUUAGCAGACGCUCUUAUCCAGAGUGAAUACAGUGAGGGAAAAAUGUAUUUGAUCCCCUGCUGAUUUUGUACGUUUGCCCACUGACAAAGAAAUGAUCAGUCUAUAAUUUUUGUGGUAGGUUUAUUUGAACGGUGAGAGACAGAAUAACAACAACAAAAAUCCAGAAAAACGCAUGUCAAAAAUGAUUUGCAUUUUAAUGAGGGAAAUAAGUACACUGCUCAAAAAAAUAAAGGGAACACUUAAACAACACAAUGUAACUCCAAGUCAAUCACACUUCUGUGAAAUCAAACUGUCCACUUAGGAAGCAACACUGAUUGACAAUCAAUUUCACAUGCUGUUGUGCAAAUGGAAUAGACAACAGGUGGAAAUUAUAGGCAAUUAGCAAGACACCCCCAAUAAAGAAGUGGUUCUGCAGGUGGUGACCACAGACCACUUCUCAGUUCCUAUGCUUCCUGGCUGAUGUUUUGGUCACUUUUGAAUGCUGGCGGUGCUUUCACUCUAGUGGUAGCAUGAGACGGAGUCUACAACCCACACAAGUGGCUCAGGUAGUGCAGCUCAUCCAGGAUGGCACAUCAAUGCGAGCUGUGGCAAGAAGGUUUGCUGUGUCUGUCAGCGUAGUGUCCAGAGCAUGGAGGCGCUACCAGGAGACAGGCCAGUACAUCAGAAGACGUGGAGGAGGCCGUAGGAGGGCAACAACCCAGCAGCAGGACCGCUACCUCCGCCUUUGUGCAAGGAGGAGCAGGAGGAGCACUGCCAGAGCCCUGCAAAAUGACCUCCAGCAGGCCACAAAUGUGCAUGUGUCUGCUCAAACGGUCAGAAACAGACUCCAUGAGGGUGGUAUGAGGGCCCGACGUCCACAGGUGGGGGUUGUGCUUACAGCCCAAUACCGUGCAGGACGUUUGGCAUUUGCCAGAGAACACCAAGAUUGGCAAAUUCGCCACUGGCGCCCUGUGCUCUUCACAGAUGAAAGCAGGUUCACACUGAGCACAUGUGACAGACGUGACAGAGUCUUGAGACGCCGUGGAGAGCGUUCUACUGCCUGCAACAUCCUCCAGCAUGACCGGUUUGGCGGUGGGUCAGUCAUGGUGUGGGGUGGCAUUUCUUUGGGGGGCCGCACAGCCCUCCAUGUGCUCGCCAGAGGUAGCCUGACUGCCAUUAGGUACCGAGAUGAGAUCCUCAGACCCCUUGUGAGACCAUAUGCUGGUGCGGUUGGCCCUGGGUUCCUCCUAAUGCAAGACAAUGCUAGACCUCAUGUGGCUGGAGUGUGUCAGCAGUUCCUGCAAGAGGAAGGCAUUUAUGCUAUGGACUGGCCCGCCCGUUCCCCAGACCUGAAUCCAGUUGAGCACAUCUGGGACAUCAUGUCUCGCUCCAUCCACCAACGCCACGUUGCACCACAGACUGUCCAGGAGUUGGCGGAUGCUUUAGUCCAGGUCUGGGAGGAGAUCCCUCAGGAGACCAUCCACCAUCAGGAGCAUGCCCAGGCGUUGUAGGGAGGUCAUACAGGCACGUGGAGGCCACACACACUACUGAGCCUCAUUUGGACUUGUUUUAAGGACAUUACAUCAAAGUUGGAUCAGCCUGUAGUGUGGUUUUCCACUUUAAUUUUAAGGGUGACUCCAAAUCCAGACCUCCAUGGGUUGAUAAAUUUGAUUUCCAUUGAUCAUUUUUGUGUGAUUUUGUUGUCAGCACAUUCAACUAUGUAAAGAAAAAAGUAUUUAAUAAGAUUAGUUCAUUCAUUCAGAUCUAGGAUGUGAUGUUUAAGUGUUCCCUUUAUUUUUCUGAGCAGUGUAUUUGACCCCCUCUCAAUCAGAAAGAUUUCUGGCUCCCAGGUGUCUUUUAUACAGGUAACGAGCUGAGAUUAGGAGCACUCUUAAAGGGAGUGCUCCUAAUCUCAGUUUGUUACCUAUAUAAAAGACACCUGUCCACAGAAGCAAUCAAUCAAUCAGAUUCCAAACUCUCCACCAUGGCCAAGACCAAAGAGCUCUCCAAGGAUGUCAGGGACAAGAUUGUAGACCUACACAAGGCUGGAAUGGGCUACAAGACCAUCGCCAAGCAGCUUGGUGAGAAGGUGACAACAGUUGGUGCGAUUAUUUGCAAAUGGAAGAAACACAAAAUAACUGUCAAUCUCCCUCGGCCUGGGGCUCCAUGCAAGAUCUCACCUCGUGGAGUUGCAAUGAUCAUGAGAACGGUGAGGAAUCAGUCCAGAACUACACGGGAGGAUCUUGUCAAUGAUCUCAAGGCAGCUGGGACCAUAGUCACCAAGAAAACAAUUGGUAACACACUACGCUGUGAAGGACUGAAAUCCUGCAGCGCCCGCAAGUCCCCCUGUUCAAGAAAGCACAUAUACAGGGCCGUCUGAAGUUUGCCAAUGAACAUCUGAAUGAUUCAGAGGAGAACUGGGUGAAAGUGUUGUGGUCAGAUGAGACCAAAAUCGAGCUCUUUGGCAUCAACUCAACUCGCCGUGUUUGGGGGAGGAGGAAUGCUGCCUAUGACCCCAAGAACACCAUCCCCACCAUCAAACAUGGAGGUGGAAACAUUAUGCUUUGGGGGUGUUUUUCUGCUAAGGGGACAGGACAACUUCACCGCAUCAAAGGGACGAUGGACGGGGCCAUGUACUGUCAAAUCUUGGGUGAGAACCUCCCUCAGCCUGGGCAUUGAAAAUGGGUCGUGGAUGGCUAUUCCAGCAUGACAAUGACCCAAAACACACGGCCAAGGCAACAAAUGAGUGGCUCAAGAAGAAGCACAUUAAGGUCCUGGAGUGGCCUAGCCAGUCUCCAGACCUUAAUUCCAUAGAAAAUCUAUGGAGGGAGCUGAAUGUUUGAGUUGCCAAACGUCAGCCUCGAAACCUUAAUGACUUGGAGAAGAUCUGCAAAGAGGAGUGGGACAAAAUCCCUCCUGAGAUGUGUGCAAACCUGGUGGCCAACUACAAGAAACGUUUGACCUCUGUGAUUGCCAACAAGGGUUUUGCCACCAAGUACUAAGUCAUGUUUUGCAGAGGGGUCAAAUACUUAUUUCCCUAAUUAAAAUGCAAAUCAAUUUAUUACAUUUUUGACAUGUGUUUUUAUGGAUUAUUUUGUUGUUAUUCUGUCUCUCACUGUUCAAAUAAACCUACCAUUAAAAUUAUAGACUGAUCAUUUCUUUGUCAGUGGGCAAACAUACAAAAUCAUCAGGGGAUCAAAUACUCACUUUCCCUCACUGUACAUAUAUUAUUUGUUUCAUAUAUAAAAUAUAUUUUGAUUUGUUUAACACUUCUUUGUUUACUACAUGAUUCCAUAUGUGUUAUUUCAUAGUUUUGAUGUCUUCGCUAUUAUUCUACAAUAAAAUAGUAAAAAUAAAGAAAAACCCUUGAAUGAGUAGGUGUGUCCAAACUUUUGACUGGUACUGUAUGUAGUUCUGUCCUUGAGUUGUUCUUGUCCAUUAAUGUUCUGUAUUAUGUCAUGUUUUUGUUUGGACCCCAGGAAGAGUAGUUGUGGCUUUCGCAACAGCUAAUGGGGAUCCUAAUAAGAUACCAAAAAUGUGUUCUCGCUAAUUAGUAAUCCCUGCCGUGGAUUUAGACUGUACAUUUACCUAAAGUGACAAACUUAAUUGACACUGCUUAAAAACCAGUUGUUGAUAAUGAGUUGCUUUGUGUUUCACAACAUUUUAUUUUCUCUCUCUGCAGUAAUAUACAGUACAAAACUAUACCGGUUCUUCAAGUAUAUAGAAAAUCGAGAUGUUGCCAAAUCAGUUUUAAAGGAGAGAGGACUGAAGAAAAUAAGAUUAGGCAUUGAAGGUAAGAUGAUGGUUUUAUCAUGUACAGUGGGGAAAAAAGUAUUUAGUCAGCCACCAAUUGUGCAAGUUGCCUGUAAUUUUCAUCAUAGUUACACAUCAACUAUGACAGACAAAAUGAGAAUUUUUUUUUUCUCCAGAAAAUCACAUUGUAGGAUUUUUAAUGAAUUUAUUUGCAAAUUAUGGUGGAAAAUAAGUAUUUGGUCAAUAACGAAAGUUUCUCAAUACUUUGUUAUAUACCCUUUGUUGGCAAUGACACAGGUCAAACGUUUUCUGUAAGUCUUCACAAGGUUUUCACACACUGUUGCUGGUAUUUUGGCCCAUUCCUCCAUGCAGAUCUCCUCUAGAGCAGUGAUGUUUUGGGGCUGUCGCUAGGCAACACAGACUUUCAACUCCCUCCAAAGAUUUUCUAUGGGGUUGAGAUCUGGAGACUGGCUAGGCCACUCCAGGACCUUGAAAUGCUUCUUACGAAGCCACUCCUUCGUUGCCCGGGCGGUGUGUUUGGGAUCAUUGUCAUGCUGAAAGACCCAGCCACGUUUCAUCUUCAAUGCCCUUGCUGAUGGAAGGAGGUUUUCACUCAAAAUCUCACGAUACAUGGCCCCAUUCAUUCUUUCCUUUACACGGAUCAGUCGUCCUGGUCCCUUUGCAGAAAAACAGCCCCAAAGCAUGAUGUUUCUACCCCCAUGCUUCACAGUAGGUAUGGUGUUCUUUGGAUGCAACUCAGCAUUCUUUGUCCUCCAAACAUGACGAGUCGAGUUUUUACCAAAAAGUUAUAUUUUGGUUUCAUCUGACCAUAUGACAUUCUCCCAAUCCUCUUCUGGAUCAUCCAAAUGCACUCUAGCAAACUUCAGAUGGGCCUGGACAUGUACUGGCUUAAGCAGGGGGACACGUCUUGCACUGCAGGAUUUGAGUCCCUGGCGGCGUAGUGUGUUACUGAUGGUAGGCUUUGUUACUUUGGUCCCAGCUCUCUGCAGGUCAUUCACUAGGUGUGGUUCUGGGAUUUUUGCUCACCGUUCUUGUGAUCAUUUUGACCCCACGGGGUGAGAUCUUGCGUGGAGCCCCAGAUCGAGGGAGAUUAUCAGUGGUCUUGUAUGUCUUCCAUUUCCUAAUAAUUGAUCCCACAGUUGAUUUCUUCCAACCAAGCUGCUUACCUAUUGCAGAUUCAGUCUUCCCAGCCUGGUGCAGGUCUACAAUUUUGUUUCUGGUGUCCUUUGACAGCUCUUUGGUCUUGGCCAUAGUGGAGUUUGGAGUGUGACUGUUUGAGGUUGUGGACAGGUGUCUUUUAUACUGAUAACAAGUUCAAACAGGUGCCAUUAAUACAGGUAACGAGUGGAGGACAGAGGAGCCUCUUAAAGAAUAAGUUACAGGUCUGUGAGAGCCAGAAAUAUUGCUUGUUUGUAGGUGACCAAAUACUUAUUUUCCACAUAAUUUUGCAAAUAAAUUCAUAAAAAAAAAUCCUACAAUGUGAUUUUCUGAUUUUAUUUCUUCUCAAUUUGUCUGUCAUAGUUGACGUGUACCUAUGAUGAAAAUUACAGGCUUCUCUCAUCUUUUUAAGUGGGAGAACUUGCACAAUUUGGUGGCUGACUAAAAUACUUUUUUUCCCCCCCACUGUAUUUGCUGGUACGCCAUCCCAUCUGGUUUGGGCUUAGUGGGACUAUCAUUUGUUUUUCAAAUGGACAAUGACCCAACACACCUCCAGGCUGUGUAAGGGCUAUUUGACGAAGAAGGAGAGUGAUGGAGUGCUGCAUCAGAUGACCUGGCCUCCACAAUCCCCCAACCUCAACCCAAUUGAGAUGGUUUGGGAUGAGUCGGACCACAGAGUGAAGGAAAAGCAGCCAACAUGUGCUCAGCAUAUGUGGGAACACUUUUUUUUUUUUUUUUUUUUUUUUUAGACUGUUGGAAAAGCAUUCCAGGUGAAGCCGGUUGAGGGAAUGCCAAGAGUGUGCAAAGCUGUCAUCAAGGCAAAGGGUGGCUAUUUGAAGAAUCUCAAAUAUUUUACAUUUUUAAAUUUUAGUCAUUUAGCAGACGCUCUUAUCCAGAGCGACUUACAGUUAUUGAGUGCAUACAUUUAUUUUUCUUCUCCCAUAUAUAAAAUAUAUUUUGAUUUGUUUAACACUUCUUUGGUUAUGACCAAAUACUUAUUUUCCACCAUAAUUUGCAAAUAAAUUCAUAAAAAAUCCUACAAUGUGAUUUCUGGAUUUUUUUCUCAAUUUGUCUGUCAUAGUUGACGUGUAACCUAUGAUGAAAAUUACAGGCCUCUCUCAUCUUUUUAAGUGGGAGAACUUGCACAAUUGGUGGCUGACUAAAUACUUUUUUUCCCCACUGUAUUUGCUGGGGUUCAGAGCAAAACAUUUAUAUUUCGAUUCAGCAUUGUGAACUCACUGGCUCUGUUGUCUGCACCAUGUAUUGGUAGGUUACCCCACGUAUAAAGAGAAGGUGAAAAAGCGUCCUGGUGGCCGUCCUGAGGUCAUCUACAACUACGUCCAGAGGCCCUUCAUCCGCAUGUCCUGGGAGAAGGAGGAGGGCAAGAGCCGCCAUGUUGACUUCCAGUGUGUCAAAAGCAAGUCCAUCACUAACCUGGCUGCAGCUGCUGCAGAUAUCCCCCAGGACCAGCUGGUCAACAUGCACCCUGGCCCUCAGGUGGACGAGCUGGACAUCCUCCCCAACCAGCCCCCCAGUGGACCCCAAUACAGCAACAACUACAACAACGAUCCCGGCGACCCAGACGCCCCCUCGCCCGCAGUCUAAGGACUGCCCCCUCCCUGACACCUCCCUCCCCAGCGUACUGCAGCAUGGAGCGAGAGGUGCAUCAUAACCAUAUUGCCUUGGCACCUCCUCCGCAGCCUUAGAGUCUCAAGGACCUGGUCGACUGUAAAAACUAGACUGGCAAAAGGGCAUAUUUCUCCUCUUUUAUUUUUUUUUACUUGACCAAAGGAGUUUAUUUUUCUGUUAAUUGUUUGAAAUAAAUUUAGCAAACCCACUUUUGUAAUUAUUAUUAAUAAUAUUAUUAUUUACAAUGGUUAUUGUACCUCAUUUGAUGAGUUUGGGCUGUGCACUGUGUGGUGUUACUGUGUUCUCCCCCUUUUAUUUCACGUGCGGUUCUGGGCAUACUUCCUGGAUGGCAAGACUAGUGAAUACUGUAACUGUUUGGGGAAUGGGGCAAAGCCUUUGAUUUCAUCGCCACUCAGUGCAAAAUACUGUUGAAUUCCCCUCAGAUAUCCUUUGAAACAUGUAACGGUUGGGUUGGUUGACGUCAUAGGAUUGGUAAUGGGAUGCUGUGCUCUGUGCUCCCUGGAUAUUCAGCAUGACAUAAAGACAUUAAAAUCA
Messenger RNA from Coregonus sp. 'balchen', 17049 nucleotides. The record is from the annotation of a GenBank genome assembly. NCBI's taxonomy places the organism in Eukaryota, Metazoa, Chordata, Actinopteri, Salmoniformes, Salmonidae.